Molecule: messenger RNA, 2794 nt
Organism: Racocetra fulgida
Lineage: Eukaryota; Fungi; Glomeromycota; Glomeromycetes; Diversisporales; Gigasporaceae
Source: the annotation of a GenBank genome assembly
UUCUCUUGAAGCUCUAAAAGAGAAAGGGCCGGAUCAAUAUAAUCGCCAAACUAAACUAGAGGAAAAUGCUUUACAUGGUGCUAUUGAGCGCUGGAAACAUGAUUAUGAACAAAUGCGUAAACGUGGUGAUACUUUUGCUGGAAUCCCUUCAUUGAGGAAGGCCAUGUGGGCUUGGCAUGAAAAACUUGUCCCUUUGAUCGAAAUGGAAUUGAAAAAAAGCAUAGAAAAGAACAUUGAUGAAGGUAGUGAAUGCAUUGAUUCACAAACUGGAACAUUCUUGCGAUUGUUAAGUCCGGAUAAAUUAUCUGCCAUUACGAUAUUGGAAAUGCUACGUCAAACUAGUGAUAGUGAAGUUAUAGAAGGAAUGACGACAACUGCUGCUAUUAUGGCUAUUGGUAAAUCUGUGGAAAGUGAAUACAACGCAGAACAAUUAAAAAAAAAGCAGAAUCGUAAAUUGCUUUACAAAGAUUUAAAUAUUCAUGAACUUUUUGCAUCUGGAAAAUUAUUUAAUAUGGAAAUUCGCCGUUUUGCGAGAAAAUUAGAAAAAGAAGAUAUUGAAACAUCAUGGAAACCAGAUUGGGGAUCGACAAUAAGAGUUAAGAUUACCGUCUCGACUACUAAUGCAGCUGGUAAAAUAAUCGAAGAGGCUCCUGCAUUUUUUCAUUCUUAUGAAUAUAAUAGAGGUAAAAAAGUUGGGGUUAUCAAACUCAAUCCUCAAUUGAUAAAGUGGCUUUCUAAUGAGUCCGUUAGAGAUCAUUUACAUCCUCGCAUGUUGCCAAUGUUGAUUAUUCCAAAGCCUUGGUUGACUUUCAAUAGUGGUGGUUAUCUGACAUCUCCAACUCUUGCCAUGAGGAUAAAAGAUUGUCCUGAACAAGUUGCAUAUCUGAAAAAAGCUUCUGACAGCUCACAUCUGGAACAUGUUUUUGCUGGCUUGGAUGUCCUUGGUUCUACAUGUUGGGCUGUGAAUAAGAGGGUAUACGAAGUUGUUCUGAAAUUUUGGAAUAGCGGUGAAGGUGUUCUUGACAUUCCACCUGCCGAUUUAAAUCCAGAAAUCCCUAAAAAACCUGAAGAUUUCGAUAGUAACGUGGAAAUUGCUGGCGCUUAUCUUGACGAACCAAUGUACUUUCCUCAUAGUCUGGAUUUUCGUGGUCGUGCAUAUCCGAUUCCGUCACAUUUGAAUCACAUGGGUGAUGACUUAUGUCGCGGUUUAUUAGUCUUCAAAGAUGCAAGACCAUUAGGCAAAACUGGUUUAAGAUGGCUUAAAAUUCAUUUGGCAAAUUUAUAUGGAAAUGACAAAGUUUCAUUUAAUGAAAGAGAAGCAUUUGCUAACGAAAAUAUUGCCGAAAUAAUGGAUUCUGCAGAUUAUCCUUUGAAAGGCAAACGAUGGUGGCAAAAAGCUGAAGAUCCAUGGCAAUGCUUAGCAGCAUGCUUUGAAUUAACUGAUGCAAUACGCUCACCAUCGCCAGAAAAUUAUUUGUCACAUAUUCCGGUACAUCAGGAUGGUACUUGCAAUGGAUUACAACAUUACGCCGCUCUUGGUGGUGACCUGGAGGGUGCGUCUCAAGUCAAUCUAGCUCCAUCUGAUUCACCGUCGGAUAUAUAUACAGCAGUUGCUAAAAGGGUAAAAGAAUUGAUCAGAAUUGAUGCAGAGAAUGGUGAUGAAAAAGCUUUAAUAUUACUUGAUCACAUUUCUCGUAAAGUUGUUAAACAGACUGUAAUGACAACCGUGUACGGUGUGACAUUUAUUGGAGCUCGAUUGCAAAUUGAAGCUCGGCUCAAAGAAAUUGAAAGCAUACCACAAGAUCGACUUCAUGAAUUAUCACAUUAUGUUGCAAAAUGUGUGUUUAAUAGCUUAGGAGAAAUGUUUAAAGGAGCAAGAGCAAUUCAAGAGUGGUUAAGCGAAAGUGCUAAGUGGAUUGCUAAAAGCUUGCCGCCCGAGCGCGUGUUAAAAUCCGCUGAAGAGAUUAAAAAUGAAAAUGAUAAUUUAUCUGAAUUAGAAGUUGAAGAUUAUAUAAACCCUUUAAAGAAAUCCAUAGUUAAAAUUCAGCCUAAUAAAUCAGCAUCAGAUCAAAUGACUGCAGUGGUUUGGACGACUCCACUAGAUUUGCCAAUAGUUCAGCCUUAUCGAAGACCGAACAAGAGGCAAGUCAAAACCUAUCUGCAAUCCAUUAAUAUUAUAGAUUCUGAAACACCUAGUCCAGUAAAUAGCAUGAAACAACGAGCAGCAUUCCCACCAAAUUUUAUUCAUUCACUUGAUGCUACUCAUAUGCUUAUGACUGCUCUUGCGUGCAAAGAAAAAGGAUUGACAUUCGCCUCUGUACAUGAUAGUUAUUGGUCGCAUGCAUGUGAUGUAGAGACUAUGAAUAGUGUUAUACGCGAACAAUUUUUUCGACUUCACAGUCAACCAAUAAUGGAAAAUCUUCGAAAUGAAUUUAUUGAACGUUAUAAAGGAUAUAAAGUUCCAAUUAAAGUGUUAAGAAAAGAUUUAGAAAGGUUAAAAUUAGAAAAGAUUGCGAAACUUAAAUCGGACAAUUCUAAGAAAAUAUCACCAGUAGUAGUAGUGGAUAAUGGAUACGAAGAUACCAUAAGUUUGGAUGAUUUGAUUAAAAUGGCACAGAAAUCCCAACCAGAAGAUAUAAAAUUAGAUUCAGAGGAAGGAGAACUAAAAUUAAAGAAAACAAGACAACCUUCGAUGUAUGUGCACACAUGGGUAGAUUUAACGUUUCCGGAAUUACCGAAACGAGGAACUUUUGAUAUAGAAUCAGUAAAAAAAAGUCUUUAUUUUUUCAAUUAA